GUUCUGUGCAGCUCGGGGGCGAGAAGCCACUCUGUAAUCUGUGUUUAUAAGCAAAGAGUCUAUGCUGCUAACUAAUCGACUGCAAAAUAUCUAAUUUAUUCGAUAAAUUUUAAAAGAUUGGAACCAAUUUUCUACGAUGGAUAUACGUCCAAAUAAUACCAUUUAUAUAAAUAAUCUGAAUGAAAAAGUGAAAAAAGAAGAACUGAAAAAAUCUCUUUAUGCUAUUUUUUCCCAGUUUGGACAAAUAUUGGACAUAGUAGCUUUGAAAACUCUCAAAAUGCGAGGCCAAGCAUUUGUCAUCUUUAAGGAAAUUCAAAGUUCCACAAAUGCUCUACGUUCUAUGCAAGGUUUUCCCUUCUAUGAUAAACCUAUGAGAAUCCAGUACUCAAAAACAGAUUCAGAUUUAAUUGCAAAAAUGAAGGGAACUUAUCAGGAAAGACCGAAGAAAGUAAGGCCGGUUCCAGUUAAAGAAGAUGAUGCACCCAGAAAGAAGAAGAAAAAUAAGGAUCCUAACAGAGUCCCAGGAGGCGCCAAUGCUGAGCAACCUCCAAAUCAAAUUCUUUUUCUCACUAACUUACCUGACGAAACUAGUGAAAUGAUGUUAUCCAUGCUGUUUAAUCAAUUUCCUGGUUUCAAAGAAGUGCGUCUGGUUCCUAAUAGGCAUGAUAUUGCAUUUGUGGAAUUUGAAAAUGAACUUCAAUCAGGUGCUGCCAAAGAUGCUCUUCAAGGAUUUAAAAUCACACCAACACAUGCAAUGAAAAUUUCAUUUGCCAAAAAAUGAUGAGUAUGUAAGAUUAAGUUACAUAAAAUUUAAUUUUUUAACAAUAAAGAACUUCAUUUGUAAAAUAAACAUCAUUGAUUUAU
Molecule: messenger RNA, 864 nt
Organism: Coccinella septempunctata (seven-spotted ladybird)
Lineage: Eukaryota; Metazoa; Arthropoda; Insecta; Coleoptera; Coccinellidae
Gene: snf
Product: U1 small nuclear ribonucleoprotein A
Exons: 4
Coding region: 137-781 (214 amino acids)
Biological process (GO): mRNA splicing, via spliceosome
Cellular component (GO): U1 snRNP
Molecular function (GO): U1 snRNA binding
Source: RefSeq, a predicted model, not a curated record